Molecule: messenger RNA, 372 nt
Organism: Seminavis robusta
Lineage: Eukaryota; Bacillariophyta; Bacillariophyceae; Naviculales; Naviculaceae
Source: the annotation of a GenBank genome assembly
AUGAGCCUUGCUCGAGCCGCUCUCGCAGUCCACGUCGUGAACAAGACGUUCUCGUCAUGUAGUCUCGAGAAGGGUACCACCCACUCUGCCAUGAGUGGCAUGAGUAUGUCAGAAGAUGACGUUGACUACGAGCUACCCCGGGAUGUAGCUGAUCGAUUGGUGAACCGCACAGAACUUCAUGUGUCUCAGGUGAUUUCUCAGUCCAAGUUUCUCCAGACGCACUGUGGCCUUUACGACCUACCCAGGUUCGCCCAUGAAGACCUGAACAUUGGACCCAUGAUUGCGUGUGGAGGCUUUAGCAAUGUGCACGAGAUUGAAUUCUUCAAGAUGGAUACCCCAUUGGUAGAAGGAGACAACGAAGGCAAGAGAUAG